AUGGCUGACAUGGGCCUUGGUUCGGAUACCGGUGGUUCAUCGAGAAAUCCUGCUGCUUUCAAUGGAUUAUUCGGUCUCAAACCAAGCUAUGGAGUACUUUCUCGUCAUGGCCUUGUUCCACUGGUGAACUCCAUGGAUGCUCCAUCCAUCAUUUGCAAAACUGCCGAACAGUGCUGGACAUUUCUUGAAAGGAUGACUGGCACUGACCAGCAUGACUCUACUAGCGUUGAGUUGCCCUUGAAGAGUCGGAUAUCCAACGUUAAAGGCUUACGGAUCGGAAUACCAAAGGAGUAUUAUAAUGAGUUCCUAUCGGAUGAGGCAUGGGAAGUUUGGAACCAUGCAGCCAAUGUGUUGCAACAGCAAGGUGCUACUAUAGAAGAAGUUUCCUUGCCCCACACAAAAUACUCUUUGCUGUGCUAUCAAGUCCUUUCUGCAGCAGAUAUAGUUUCUAACAUGGCUCGCUACGUUGGUAUUGGCUUUGGCCAUCGCUCUGACAAUGAAACGUCGACUUUCAAUUUAUAUGCGUCUACGCGAACUGAAGCGCUGAAUAGUGUCGUCAAAGCAAGAAUCAUGGCUGGAAACUACUUCCUUAUGCGAGAGCAUCGAAAGGAAUUCUACGAUCACGCACUGAAAGUUCGCAAAGUUAUUGCGUCAGAGAUGUACGAUGUUUUGAAAAGGGUAGAUUUGCUGUUAACGCCUACCGCGACGGGAGCUGCUCCUCGUUUCUCGGAUCACUACAAAGGUUUCUACAAGAGGGAGGAUCACGAUGAUUUUUACACACAACCUGCUAAUCUUGCUGGACUGCCCGCUAUCUCGGUUCCAUGUGGAUCCAGUGCGGACAACCUUCCGAUUGGAGUUCAACUGAUAGGCGAUCUUUUGCAAGAUAGACUUGUAUGCGAUGUUGCUCAGAUAUUGUAUGACGCAGUGAAAGAGACUGAGAAGAACAUGCAAUAG
Messenger RNA from Ostertagia ostertagi, 954 nucleotides. NCBI's taxonomy places the organism in Eukaryota, Metazoa, Nematoda, Chromadorea, Rhabditida, Trichostrongylidae. The record is from the annotation of a GenBank genome assembly.